CGAAAUAUCUUAUCUUCUCGCGCGCCAAGCCGCAAACUCACAGGGACAGAACCCCCUACCCCUACUCCCAAAACCCUACCGCCCCAGCCACUCACCGGAGAUGGCCGGCGGUGAUAUUCUCCUCCGUACCCACGGCGGUAUCCCCGUCCUCGUCAGGGCCUCCCCUUGCAGCCUCCGCCUCCGCCUCCGUUUUACAGCCGGCGGACGUCGCGCCCCUUCUUCCCUGGCCGCCGCCAAGGUCGACAUCGGCGACGUCGUCAGCCAGCUCAGGUCAGGAAGCGCCCGCGGCGCGUCCGUCACGAGGAGGCAGCGGAGGGACCCGGAGGGCGGACUUGCGUUUCCCAGGGUUGUCACGAGCAGGAUAAGGGGUGCCGACGAGGAGGAAGGGGAAGGGAAGGCUUUGCAAUUGGAUGCGGAGAAGGUCGGUGGCGAGGCGGGAGGCGUGGACGGCUCCUACCUCAGCGAGACACGGUUUGAUCAGUGUGCUAUUUCUGAAUUGUCACUGAAAGGCGUCAAAGAUGCUGGAUAUGGAAGGAUGACCCAGGUUCAGGAGGCAACUCUACCAGUAAUCCUUCAAGGCAAAGAUGUUCUUGCGAAAGCGAAGACAGGAACAGGAAAAACCGUUGCCUUUUUGCUGCCAGCCAUUGAGGUUCUCUCUAAAUUACCCAGUUCUCAACGGAGCCACUUGCGGUCGUCUGUAAAUUUGCUUGUGAUGUGCCCUACUAGAGAGCUUGCAAACCAAGUCGCUGUUGAGGCCAAAAAGCUUCUCAAGUAUCAUCGCUUGCUAGGUGUUCAGGUUGUAAUUGGUGGCACAAGAAUAACUCUAGAGCAACGAAACAUGCAGGCUAACCCGUGUCAGAUUCUUGUUGCUACACCUGGAAGGCUUAAGGAUCAUCUUGAGAACACACCUGGUUUUUCUACUCGGCUAAAAGGGGUGAAGGUUCUUGUUCUUGAUGAAGCUGACCGCUUACUGGAUAUGGGAUUCAGAAGAGAUAUUGAAAAAAUUAUGGCUGCCACUCCUAAAGACCGUCAGACGCUGCUGUUUUCUGCUACUGUUCCAGAAGAGGUCCGUCAAAUCUCUCAUGUAGCAAUGAGGAAGGACUAUAGGUUCAUUAACACUGUUAAAGAGGGUGACGAGGAGACACAUUCACAGGUUAGCCAGAUGUAUAUGAUUGCACCACUUGAUCUGCACUUCUCUAUAUUAUAUGAUGUACUGAAGAAGCAUGUCACUGAGGAUGCGGACUACAAAGUGAUUAUAUUCUGUACUACAGCAAUGGUCACAAAACUUGUUGCUGAAGUUCUCUCUCAGCUGAAUCUGAAUAUAAGAGAGAUUCAUUCCAGAAAGUCACAAUCUGCAAGAACUAAGGUGUCGGAUGAAUUCAGAAGGUCAAAGGGUGUGAUAUUAGUUAGUUCCGAUGUAUCUGCUCGUGGUGUUGAUUAUCCUGACGUCACCCUCGUCAUACAGGUUGGGAUUCCUUCUGGUAGAGAGCAGUAUAUACAUAGAAUUGGUAGGACAGGACGGAAAGGCAAGGAAGGGCAGGGCCUCUUACUGUUGGCUCCCUGGGAAAGUCAUUUUCUUACCAGCGUGAAAGAUCUGUCAGUAUCAGAGGCUGUGACACCUUCAGUUGAUUCAAGCACUCAAACAGAAGUGAAAGGGGCACUCAGAAGAGUAGAGAUGAAGAGCAAGGAAUCAGCAUAUCAAGCAUGGUUAGGGUACUACAACUCAAACAAGACCAUUGGUGGGAACAAGUCCAGACUUGUUAGUCUCGGCGAAGAGUUCAGCCGGAGCAUGGGGCUUGCAGCCCCACCAGCCAUACCCAAGCUCAUUCUUCGGAAGAUGGGUCUUAGCAAAGUUCCUGGCUUUCGAUCUACAUAACCUGAUCCGCAAGGGCAAGCAGGACUCGUGUGCUAGAGCGCACGACGGGGCUAACCACAAUGCUCUCGGUCUCGUAAACUUUGGCUCGCCCCUACUGCACCUUAGUGCUGCUGAUACUGGGGAUUUGCAGAUUGCUUUGCGGAGGAUGGUCAGAGUUUGGGCAAUCAAAUCUUCUCUCCGAGUUCAGAAGUCUUCAGCUCAAGCAUGGCCACCGUAUUCUUUUUGACGCCAAAUCUUGACCGGUUCAUUACCAACAAGAGACGGUUCAGACAGACCCCAUUGAUUGAUCAUGUAAAGCAACGGACCAAACGAUUCAGGGCCAGUUCUUUUCACCUCAUAAUUCUUCAGAAUCAUAAUUUUGGGAAAA
This is a messenger RNA of Hordeum vulgare subsp. vulgare (domesticated barley), 2243 nucleotides long. RefSeq names its product DEAD-box ATP-dependent RNA helicase 25-like. The record is from RefSeq and is a predicted model, not a curated record. Gene Ontology annotation, cellular component: chloroplast. The coding region runs from base 101 to 1876 and encodes 591 amino acids. The transcript has 10 exons. NCBI's taxonomy places the organism in Eukaryota, Viridiplantae, Streptophyta, Magnoliopsida, Poales, Poaceae. Gene Ontology annotation, molecular function: ATP binding; nucleic acid binding; RNA helicase activity.